AUGAGUUAUCAACAAUCAGACAUGUAUCACGACAAUCCCUCCGCGCGCUCCCCUGGCUCCCAGCGGCAUCAGCAACCUCUCCAUCGUCAGCCUUCCCGCCAGUUCGACGCGUACGGCCCCAUGCCCGUCAACCUCUACGAGGACCAAAUGGCCCGCUACGACACCGCCCGGAUGGAGCGCUUGAAUCCUUCGUUGCAGAACAACUCGUACGGAUACGAUAUUUCGGGAUCGCAGACGUGGAAUCCGAACGGGUUUGCCAAUGCACAGACCCUGGGUGGCAUCCGGUCGUCUUCGGCCAGCCUGAAGCCUUCGGCCCGGGGACGGACCGGUCUGCCGACUACUUGGCUCGACCAGCAGCCCGGCAUGUCGCCUGCCUUCUCCAACCUGGGCCCUGGAACGAUUCAAAGCAGCGCCAUGCGCCCGGAACCGUCCGCCUCGUCAGAGGGUGAUGACGAACUGAUCCCGACCGCGAUUGUCAUCAAGAACAUCCCCUUUGCCGUCAAGAAGGAACAGCUGGUGCAGUUGAUGACGGAGCUGAACCUCCCCUUGCCCUACGCGUUCAACUACCAUUUCGACAACGGCGUGUUCCGCGGUCUGGCCUUCGCCAACUUCACCUCGGCAGAGGAGACCGCGACGGUAAUUGAGGUGCUGAAUCAUUUUGAGUUGCAGGGCCGGAAACUGCGGGUGGAGUACAAGAAGAUGCUGCCCCUCCAGGAGCGGGAACGGAUCGAGCGUGAGAAGCGAGAGCGCCGCGGUCAGCUCGAGGAGCAGCACCGCCCGAUGCCCUCGUCCCAGCUCCAGACGCAGAGUUCCAUGUCCUCGCUUACGUCGCACAUCCCCGCGACCUCACCAUCACCCGUGUCGCAACGCGGCCAAAAACUUGACGUGGAUUUGAACGACAGCGCCACUCUCUCCUACUACUCCCAGCUCCUUUUAUUCAAGGAAGACACCACUCGUGACUCCGUGCUCUUCCCGCCCAACCUUUCUCCCGUCCAGCGGCGCACGGUGCACACCCUGGCACACAACAUGGGGCUCGCCCAUGCCUCGCGCGGUAGCGGCGAACAGCGCCAAGUUCAGGUUUUCAAAGUCGCUCCUGGCACCAAUGUGAGUCCGCCCUUGUCAUCCAUCCCGCCAGCCCAGUCGGCCGACAAUGGUCGCCGCGGACUGAACCGGGCGGCCACGAUCGACUUCAGCGAGGCUCGUAAUGAGGGAGCACAUGGCUCCUUCAACACCCUCCGCGGCCAGAACUCCGGCUUUCUUGGUGUCUUGGACUCGCCUGGUAACUUUGCCAACACGCAGAACCUGCGAGCUGCCAAGUCCUUUGCGGAUCUGCGUUCCUACACUCCCUCGCCCGUUCCCUCCUCCGCCAGCUUCCCCGCUGCCCUGCAAUCCAACGGAGCGCGCCUACAGUACGAGGGCGCCCCCAGCGGCACCUCCAACACCCCGACCCUUACCUCUGCCCCGUCGGGCUCUUCUCUGGGCAUGCAGCGCGAUGACAACCUGUUGGUCAACAGCCUGGGCGGUCUCUCCCUGGGAACCGGGAUCGGUGGGCCGAACUCUAGCCCCCGGCGACUUAGGGGAAUGUUCUCUUGGGAACAGGAGAACCAGGCUACCAACGCCGGCGCCAUCGGCAGUAACCGCGGCAUGGGUAUGGGAUACGACGGUGCGCAGCAGGAGCGCAUGCCCAUUCGCCAACCCCGUGGACCGACUCCCGACAAAGGCACUGGUUUCCGCCGCCAGAAUGGCCACCAAUCCCGUGGCAGUGAUGAACUUCGGGCCAGCUCCGGAGUAGAGAUCAUUGUGGAGUAG
Penicillium riverlandense is the source of this 1809-nucleotide messenger RNA. RefSeq lists its product as uncharacterized. The record is from RefSeq and is a predicted model, not a curated record. Gene Ontology annotation, cellular component: nucleus; cytoplasm. Bases 1 to 1809 code for a protein of 602 amino acids. NCBI's taxonomy places the organism in Eukaryota, Fungi, Ascomycota, Eurotiomycetes, Eurotiales, Aspergillaceae. The transcript is spliced from 3 exons. Gene Ontology annotation, molecular function: mRNA binding.